Molecule: messenger RNA, 957 nt
Organism: Echinops telfairi (small Madagascar hedgehog)
Lineage: Eukaryota; Metazoa; Chordata; Mammalia; Afrosoricida; Tenrecidae
Product: olfactory receptor 7G2-like
Exons: 1
Coding region: 19-957 (312 amino acids)
Biological process (GO): G protein-coupled receptor signaling pathway
Cellular component (GO): membrane
Molecular function (GO): G protein-coupled receptor activity; olfactory receptor activity
Source: RefSeq, a predicted model, not a curated record
UCCAUACGAUUCACCAACAUGGAACACAGAAACCAUACAAGUGUUUCAGAUUUCCUUCUUCUGGGUCUCACCGAGGAUCCAGAAAUGCAGCCUCUCUUCUUUACCCUGUUUCUGUUCGUGUACCUCCUCAUUCUCUUGGGCAAUCUACUCAUUGUUCUGGCUGUCAGCUCUGAUUCCCACCUCCACACACCCAUGUAUUUCUUUCUUUCUAAUCUCUCCUUCACUGACAUCUGUUUCAGCACAACCAUAAUCCCAAAGAUGCUGGCAAACAUCAAAGCUCAGAAUCAACGCAUCACAUACACAGGAUGUCUCACACAGGUCUGCUCUUUCCUGGUUUUUGCUGGUUUGGAAAAUUUUCUCCUUACAGUAAUGGCCUAUGACCGCUAUGUGGCUAUCUGUCAUCCACUGAGGUACACUAUUAUCAUGAGCCCUACCCUCUGUGGCUCGCUCUCCCUACUCUCCUUGUUCAUGAGCCUUAUGAAUGCACUACUUCAGAGUCUGAUGGUCUUGCGCCUGUCCUUCUGCACAGACUUGGAAAUCCCUAACUUCUUCUGUGAACUUGCUUUAGUUCUCAAACUUGCCUGUUCUGAUACCCUCAUCAAUUAUAUCCUGGCAUAUUUGGUGGCUACUGUAUUUUUUGUUGUUCCUCUCUCAGGAAUCAUUUUUUCUUACACUCGGAUUGUUAACGCUGUUUUGAAAAUUCCGUCAGCCAGUGGUAUGUAUAAAGUGUUUUCCACAUGUGGCUCUCACCUGUCCAUUGUAUCCUUAUUUUAUGGGACAGGCUUUGGUGUGUACAUCAGUUCUGCAUUUGCACACUCACCCAGGAAGAUCGCAGUAGCUUCCUUGAUGUACAGUGUGGUUCCUCAAAUAAUGAACCCUUUUAUCUACAGCCUAAGGAACAGGGACAUGAAGGAAGCCCUGAGGAAAGUCAUCAGUAAGAUAAGGUCAGUAGGAUAA